AAUUUUCUCCAUCAAGAACCAAAACUAGCAAUGGAUCAAUACAAAGGUUCAGAUGUUGACAAAUACAGAUGCUUCAUGAGUGGUGAAGGUGAGAAGAACACCACAUGGAAGUUGGGUGUACCCCCUAACUUUGAUGUAGUCAACAAACUCUUUGAAGAAGGCAGAACCAAGAUAUGGCCCACAGGUUCACUAGAAGAACAAGUUCAAAAUCUGGUGAAAACAUGGGAAAUGGAAAUCUUUCACAAAAUGAAACCUCAAGAUUUCAAAACGAUGGAUGUCACAAAGUUAACAUUUUCUGUUAACGGUCAGAAACCUUUGACACCAAAAGGUGUAGCUAAGAUAGGUGGAGGGUACAAUAUGUUUCUUCAAACUUCAUUGCCGCAAAAUUUACGAAUGUAUGAUUCUAGUGAGGAAACCGUUGAUACGGCCCACAAACUCUUCACCACCACGUUUCCAAGAGGUUUCGCGGUGGAGAUUCUCCAGGUUUAUUCCGGUCCUCCAGUGAUCGCGUAUAAAUUCAGACACUGGGGUUACAUGGAAGGACCAUUCAAAGGCCAGCCACCUACCGGUGAAUUAGUAGAAUUGUUCGGUGUAUGUACAAUGGAGUUGGAUGAGAACUUCAAAAUCGUGAAGGUGGAAUUCUUCUAUGAUAGAGGAGAAUUGCUCGCUGGUCUCAUGAAGGGUGCCGGUGCCACCACUGUAGAUUCCAUUACGGGUGGAGAGUCGUCAGCAUGUCCUUUUUCUUAGAGGAAAGGAUAUGGAUUCAUUUGCUAGUGAAAUGAACAUGGAAUAAUUUAACGUGAUUGGAAAAAAUAAACUUAUGUGUUUCUUUGUUCCUUUUGUCUUGUGACUAAUUGUAAUGUGUUAUGUGUAUGCAUGUUCAAAAUCUUCAAAGUUUUCAGUCAUAAUCAGUAAUGAAAAUUUACACUUUGUCCUAUAA
This is a messenger RNA of Helianthus annuus (common sunflower), 940 nucleotides long. Its product is annotated as pathogen-related protein. NCBI's taxonomy places the organism in Eukaryota, Viridiplantae, Streptophyta, Magnoliopsida, Asterales, Asteraceae. The record is from RefSeq and is a predicted model, not a curated record. The transcript has 4 exons. Bases 31 to 747 code for a protein of 238 amino acids.